Molecule: messenger RNA, 4920 nt
Organism: Peromyscus maniculatus bairdii (prairie deer mouse)
Lineage: Eukaryota; Metazoa; Chordata; Mammalia; Rodentia; Cricetidae
Source: RefSeq, a predicted model, not a curated record
CGAACAGAAGACACUAGCGGCUGAAACACGGGGCGCAGGGGUUCACUCAGCGCUGGUUAAAGAUGGUUCUCUAAGCUUUCUUUUCUUUAAAGAACUGUGGCGAAUUUAAGGGAAUUUUCCACGGUCAAAAGAGAAACAGGAGACGUGGGCACCAAGCCUAAAUUUAUAAUACACGUAAACACGCUACAUGCCACAUGUAUGUAUAUGUGCAUAAAUAUGGAUGUGAUGGAGUGCAUACCUACCUAGACACCAUUGACUUGCCUGGCCAAAGAAUAAGGCUCAGACAUUUCGUGCCUGGGAAAUGGUGCGGUUCAACUUUAAGAAGGCUAGAAAAAUAAGAGAUGAGGCUCACGUUGCACGGAUGACAUCACUAGCUUUUGGCUGCGCGCUCCGUGUUCUCGACUGUGGGUUUUAGCCAAGGCUGCAGCGCCUAGAGGCCGAGCGAGUGACAGCGGCUUCCUCGGGCGCCCACACCCGGGCAAUGCGAUUUCUGGAGCCCCUGGGGCGCAGGCUAGGCUCUCGCUCCUCGCGGGCGUCGGCUAAGCCUGAGAGGCCCGGAAGCCUCCGCGGCUGGAGGAGGAGAUAGGGAGGGUAAGCCGAGGCACUCAGGCUCCCUACCCCCCACCCUCGCCCCAUUCACCACAGUGCGGGGAGCCGGAUCGCGGGACGCCGAGGCCGGGACGGGAUCCUCCGCACGAGGCCGAGGGACCCCGCGCCUCGUCGCCUGGGUGGGCUGCGAAGAAAAUGGUGCAAUCUGAGAGCGGCUGACCCCAGCUGGCCAGAGCAAGCGGGUGCUGGACUGCUCGGGCUCAGGUGGCGGAGAAGGGGGCGGGUUGCUUCCAGCAGCCUGGUCCUGGGUUUUCUUGGUGCCCGCAGCAUUUGAUUAGCACCUGGGCAGCUCCCACGCGGGGCUGCGGGAGGCCAGGUGAAGUAGGCAGAGGGGAUCUUGGAGGAGGCUGGGUGUACACACUCCAGGAAGAAGGCGCUGGAAAGAGCGGAAUGACGCCGAGGAGGUUGGCGGCUGGGCCGGCUGCACGCCAUCCCUGAGCGACCUGUCCAUGGUAUUGAAGGAGCUCCGAGAGCCCGGGGUGCGCCCUCCUCUGUGCAGCCCGCCCCUAGCGCUCGUCAGCUGCCGCCCAGUCUCUGCAAACCCCGGGCCGGGAAUAGUCGCCUAACGCCGCCUGGGUGUCCCCGCUGCCCAAAAGCUAGGCAGUCUGAAUGGCGAGGCCAGAGGCAGGCCACCCGGGAGCUCGCGGGGAAAGGCUGUCAGAGACCGUGCGUCCUCGGGCAGCUCACCUCUGAGAGCACGCGUGGGCCGGCAGGAGCCGAGGACCUACUGGUGAUCAGAGGACCGAGGCUUUGAAAAGACCCGGCGGGGAGAGGAAGAACAGUUUUGGGCGCGCAUCCCCGGCCUUCGGCUUCAGAUCGAAAAGGGGAGAGUCCGGGAGAACGAGAUCCAGGGCAGCCGGGUGCGGGCUCGAUCCAUUCCUUCGGCGGAGUGCCGCGUCCUCACACGCCCUCUCUAUCAUUCCCAGGAAGCCAGGACAGUCACUCCGGUCAGCACAGAGAACCCCAACAUAUCCCGCCGCGGUCGAGAGCACUUGGUAUUUAGUUUGCGGUUGUCGGGCCGCGCGCCGACUGUCCUAACCCUCUUGAGCGGUGGGAAGUAGCGGUGUUGAGUUCGCCACCGCCGGAGGAGGCUGCACCAGCCCGGAGGAUGCCCAGGACCUCGCGGGAGCCUCUCCGGAUCAGAACUUUUUAGGCUGCCCGCCCCGAUCCCCGCAGUCUCCCGGCUCCGUACCCGCAGGUGGGGGCCAAGGGGUCGUCGCGGCGCAGAUCCCUUCCAGUCCCCACCCCCAGCUCGGCCGCCCGCCGCUUUGUUCCGGGCGCGCAGAGGGAAGGCGAGGCUGCAGCGGAUCAUGCCCAUGGUGUAGCCGCCAAGCGGAGGCAUGGCUGCCGGAAGGUUACUGCUCUACACUGGGCUAUCGCUAGCGCUCUGCGCCCUCGGCAUGCUGGCUGUGGCCAUCUGCUCCGACCACUGGUACGAGACGGACGCCAGGAAGCACAGGGACAGGUGCAAGGCCUUCAACACCCGCCGGGUCGACCCCGGCUUCAUUUACAACAACAACAACAACUUGCCUCUGCGCGCGAGCCGCUCGCGCCUGGACCGCUGGGAGGGCAAACUCCUCCGGGCCCGGAAUCGCCGGCAGCUGUUCGCCAUGAGCCCGGCGGACGAGUGCAGCCGGCAGUACAACUCCACCAACAUGGGCCUCUGGAGGAAGUGCCACCGGCAGGGCUUCGACCCGGAGAUCGCCGCUCUCAUCCGGAAAGGAGAAAUUGAGAGAUGCACGUACAUCAAGUACCACUACUCCUCAGCAACCAUCCCCAGGAACCUCACAUUCAACAUCACGAAGACCAUUCGUCAGGAUGAGUGGCAUGCCCUACACCUGCGCAGAAUGACAGCUGGCUUCAUGGGUAUGGCGGUGGCCAUCAUCCUCUUCGGCUGGAUCAUCGGUGUGCUGGGCUGCUGCUGGGACCGAGGCCUUAUGCAGUAUGUGGCAGGGCUUCUCUUCCUCAUGGGAGGAACCUUCUGCAUCAUCUCACUGUGCACCUGUGUGGCUGGGAUCAACUUUGAGUUAUCACGUUACCCACGCUACCUAUAUGGACUUCCAGAUGACAUCAGCCACGGCUAUGGAUGGUCCAUGUUCUGUGCAUGGGGGGGCCUGGGCCUCACGCUAAUCUCGGGAUUCUUCUGUACCUUGGCCCCCUCUGUCCAACCUGUCCCGAGGACCAACUGCCCUAAAUCCAGACCAGAAAAUGGGACAGUGUGCUAAAAAAAACAAACAAACCCAUACAUAUAUAUAUAUAUAAAUAUAUAUAUAAUAUACAUAUAUAAAAUGAAACUCAAUCAAGAUGAUGCCAGUGCCAAGGUAGAGUUGAGUUGGCUCAGGCACCUGCAUCUCAUCAGACUUUGUGUUGCCUCAUCUCCAAGAUGGGAAAAGUGUUCCCAUCCUGUGGCUCUCUCAUCAGUUCUUGACUUUGGCUUCAUGAUUUCUUCAAGACAGAGUGAAAGCCACCACCACCUGCGGUAGCAUCUUGACCCCUGUCACUCAUAAGGAUGUGGUGGUGAACUGGAAGGGACAGAGGCAGUGGUCUGAAGCAACACAGAUACACAGAAGGAAGAGCUACACUCUAGGCCAUCAGGAAAGGCCACCACCACCCCAGCCAUCAUACCAUGGGGAGACUCAGUCCCUUGAGUUCAUAGAAUGUAACCACAUCUUCGAGGCCAUUUUCAGAACCACUUCUCUGCUCCUCCUGUUCUGAGCUCCUUCCCAGCCCACCAGCGACACACCAAGAGUGGAAGAGAAAACAGACUGAGAAGGAAGUUUUCUCUGUGUGGCCAAACCGUUGGACAAUGUCUUAGAGGUGGGAAGGGGAGAGAACAUGCUGAGAGGCAAGAUCAGCAUCAACAAAAGGACAUUUCAGUGGAUGCUCGGAAAACCCAGUCUUACCUUCCAGCUGCCUUACACCCAGUUAAACGAGAGGCCACCCUGUCCUCCCCUGCCUGCGCUCUCUGGGCAGAUCGAGCCUUCGAGCAAUGCUGUGAUAUGUGUGUGUGAGCGUGUGUGCGUGUGUGCAUGUGUGCAUAGGUUUUGGGUGGUUGCCUUUUUCUUUUCCACUCUUUGAAUGGAAAUAUCAUCUUAUUCCUCUCUCUCUCUCUCUCUCUCUCUCUCUCUCUCUCAUUAUUAUUGUUUUUGACCCAUUAUGGAGGCCUCGAGAUCUGGGAAUUAUAUUGAAGGGCAGGCCUUCAUGGGUACCAAUGCAGCAGCUGCAGAUCCCUGGAGAGAGACAAAAGUGUGUGUGUGUGUGUGUGUGUGUGUGUGUGUGUGUGUGUGUGUGCCUGCCCAUGCACUUGUGUAUAUGUAUGCACAUGUGGUGGAUAUUUCCUGAGUGUGGGGUUUUAUUGUUUGUGUUGCACUUUUUUUUUUAAUUUCUGGUACAGCUGAAAUUCCCAGAGGGCAAAACCAAGAACAAAACCACUGGGCCAGAGAACCCUGUGGUACUUCACAGCAUGGUUCUGGAACUCCGCAAGAUUUAGUCCACUAAUUUUGGAAGUUCAAGACACAGCUGGGCACAAAAGUCCUAAGAGAAGAGGGGGAACAUACAGUUCAGGAGAGAGAAGGAAUAUGGCCUCUGGUUGCUGAUGUACAAGUACAUAUACCAAACAAGACCUUCACUCCCCAUUGUGGGGGCUGUCCUUUGUCACCGGACAUCUGCUCCUUUUCUAGGGGUGAGCCCUGUACAGAUGAAAGGAAAUGGGUCACAUGCAGAGAGAGCACCUCCAUGUCCCAUGGGCUCAAGUUUGUAUGAUAUUAUGUAAAUUAAUGGAGAACUCUUGACUCUUUCCUUUCUCAUCCCUUUCCUCUUGAUCUUCAAGACCAUGAAUCCCAAAAAUAGCGAUCUCUCUUAGUGGCUAGCACCCAGACUGAGGUGGGACAAGGCCAUCCAGGUGUCUCAGGCUCGCUUGAGCAGAUUGGCACUGGGUGCCGGCAAGGGCAGAAGUCAGCCAGAGCUGUGAAUGCCACACGGCAGGAGCAGCUCAUGGUUACCUUGGGGACCCUGCUGGUGCCAACUGUCCCUGGGGAGGCAAGGAGAGAAUCCUGAGCAGGCGCAGCCAUGGUCAGCCAUGCAGAAGGGGAGCUCAGCUGCUGCAGAACAGGUCUGCUUUGGGAACUCGGCCAACCACUCAGCAGCCUUCCCUCCCCCAAAUGCUCCGCCGUAGCUCCUGUUCUCAGCCUCUUUUCCUACCGGACUGCUCACCUGCUAACAGUUUCCCUGUCCUCCCUCCAUCCUACAGGCUGCAGGGCCUGAUCGUCUCAUUGGCCUUUGACUCUCCUCUCUCUCUCUCUCUCUCUCUCU